Gadus morhua (Atlantic cod) is the source of this 1849-nucleotide messenger RNA. RefSeq lists its product as uncharacterized. The record is from RefSeq and is a predicted model, not a curated record. NCBI's taxonomy places the organism in Eukaryota, Metazoa, Chordata, Actinopteri, Gadiformes, Gadidae. The transcript is spliced from 12 exons. Bases 514 to 1821 code for a protein of 435 amino acids.
ACUAAAAGGGAAAGUUGCAAGAGUAAAAGAAAAACAUCAGUUACACCAAAUAUGUCAAACCACUUGGGUGUCUUGACCACAGUACACAUAAUCAUGUCUUUUCUUUUCUCUCUUACUACAGGCUUUUUACAAUGUAUUAUGUACUGCACAACUAAAUUGCCCAAACAAGUUCUAGCUUUUGUGAGGGAAAAUAACCUUGAAAUGACGGGUACAUGAAUUGAUCCUGGCAAAAACAUAAAAAUGGCACCCAAGCAAAAUACACAAAUAAGGUAAAACGAACAUUAACCUUGACGUUCCAGUUUCUGGGGAGCCUCGAGCGCCAGGUUCAAGAGCAGUUGACUGCUCGAGCUAUACACUGCUCCUGAACCAGGCGCACGAACCUCCCCAGGGAAGAUGCUCAUCUUCCGUUGAUGUAGUUGGCAACUACGGUCGUACUGACAUUUACAGCAAUAACCUAUUAAUUAUUUAAUAUUAUAUACAACUCUUGACCAUUCAAAACUCACGGCAGAAAAGAUGGCACAGGUGUGGAAGGUCGUCGAAUUCAAAGAUAGGAGCACUACCAUAGUGCCAAGCAGCUGGUUGGAGGAGGCAGGGGAGUCAUGGAAUUGUUUCUGGCCUCCUAGUUCUUACGAUCAUAACCGCCUCCAGAAGGCAGUCGCGCACCACCUUCCUCCAGGUGCAGCGUGGGACGUGCACGGUGACGUGAGGGUCUUGGUUAGCUGUGCAACAUAUGUUAAGGCAAAGGACUACCUGAAAAAGUCCUUACUGUGUUUAACAUCAGACAUACAGUCAGAGGCUGAAGACCCUAUCAGAAGGAAAAAAAGGCCAAACUCACGCUACCUGCAGGAGCCAGCUGGAAGAGUCCAGACCACUACGGGCCCGCCGCAACACUUUUUUGAAGGUGUGGACACUGAUGACGAGGCACCACCCCCCCCAAGGAAAACAGCACGACAAUCUGUAGAUGUAGGGCCAGACAUCAAUAGUGAGUGGCUAUUUGGGCCAUCGACCACCCAAAGAGCUCAAUCAAAUGGCAGCCAGAGACUUGAGCUACUACAUCUAGAUACAGUCCAACCAAGCCACCAGCUAUUGCAUGAUAUGGGAAUAUCUAAAGUUGUGGAGCUGCUUUCCAAAGUGCUGGAAGAAAAUAAAUUGAUGAAAGCGGAAAUUACCAACCUGGGGAGUGAAGUGAGGGCGCUUAGGAGAGAGAUGGUGAGGCCGGUAGCACCAGAAGCUGCCGCUUCGUCCAUCAAGCUGCCUCUGAGGACAAUGGAGGAGUUUCAAUUAGCAGAGGCUGUUAUGAGAGAAACCCCCUGCGAAAAACAAAAGAUGAUCUUAACAUUCAGUCUAAUUGGAGGGCACACUGCAGAAGAGGCCGUAAGAAGGAUGUUGCAGAGUGGCCUAACAAAUAACCUGGCGUGUCGCUUCAACUGGGCAGGGAAAGGCUUCAAGGAAGCCUUUAAAAGCACUGUCCUUAGUGAUGUACUGUUCGCUGCACUCCAAAAACAGCUGCCAGGGACCACCCAUAUUGUUUUUUCAGGGACACUGAAGAAGUGGCUUAAAUAUGCACCGGAGAGAGAGGGAGGUGGAGGGAGGCGAACAAAUGAACGCGAUCAGGUAGGCCUAUGUACGCUUGUUCCACACACCAUGCGUCCUUCGACGGAUGAGCGUCGCGAGUGCGACUCUGAACCAUGGACAGGUCUGAACGGACGGACCCAAAAUGCAUUUCGAGAGCGCAAUGCUAUGGAGCCAGUUUCCUGCCAUAAUUCCAACCUGAAAAAAAAAGUUUCAAAGAGUUAUACACUAAAAUUCAAACAUCUGUAAACAUGAUUUGUGUUCUAUUUUAUCUUCA